Molecule: messenger RNA, 1418 nt
Organism: Sinocyclocheilus anshuiensis
Lineage: Eukaryota; Metazoa; Chordata; Actinopteri; Cypriniformes; Cyprinidae
Product: insulin-like growth factor II
Exons: 4
Coding region: 164-769 (201 amino acids)
Biological process (GO): positive regulation of activated T cell proliferation; positive regulation of insulin receptor signaling pathway; positive regulation of vascular endothelial cell proliferation
Cellular component (GO): extracellular region
Molecular function (GO): growth factor activity; protein serine/threonine kinase activator activity; insulin-like growth factor receptor binding
Source: RefSeq, a predicted model, not a curated record
UGUUGUUGGUAUAAAUUACCUCUCACUACAUGUACCUUGCCUGUCCUCUGAACUUUGAGACAGCCACAAGCAUCACUCAAAGAAAUGCAACAGAUUGGAAAUUAAACAAAGCAACUCUUUAGUACAACAACUAGUAAACGUCGUUUUCCACAAACCGCCUAGCAUGGAUGAUUACCACCUAUUCUGUGCAUCAUGCCGAAAAACGGGGAAAAAACAAACAACGAUGCUCUCACUGAUACUCUUCAUUCUGUCAUUGUUCAUGGUCGCAUCCCCCGUAAGAACAGGGGAGACUCUUUGCGGCGGAGAACUAGUGGAUACUCUUCAGUUCGUGUGUGGAGAAGAUGGGUUUUUUAUCGGCAGGCCGAACAGAUCAAACAGCCGCCGUCCUCAGAGUGGAAUAGUGGAAGAAUGCUGCUUUCGGAGCUGCGAGCUGCGUCUGCUGCAGCAGUACUGCGCAAAGCCCGUGAAGUCCGAGCGAGAUGUUUCCUCCAGCUCGCUGCAGGCCUUCACAGUAUCGCAGGCUCUUCACAAGGACAUCCCAGGAGGGCCUCUUGGUGUGAAGUAUUCCAAAUAUGAAGUAUGGCAAAGAAAGCCUGCCCAGAGAUUAAGGAGAGGGGUCCCAUCCAUCCUGCUUGCCAGAAAGUUUAGGAGGCAGGUGGAGAAAAUCCAAGACGAGGAGCAAGCCAGUUUCCACCGGCCCCUCAUGACCCUUCCCAACAGACAUCCUGCCAUCCUUCCACACAUUCAGAUCAACACGUCCCACAAAUGAUGGCCACCUUUCCCAAAUGGGAACAAAGAAGGGAUUAUAGCCAAGUCUUGGUCAGUAGAGGCACUUUUUUCAUGAGUCAUACCACUCGCCCACCGUCUUUCUCAAAUCCAGAUUAUGAACACUCUGUGUGUUAUCAGCCUUCGAAACACUAGAAGUUAACGUUGAAAGUGAAUGUAAUGGGACAAUAGAGAUGAAUGCAGUCUUGAUGAAUAUCAUGGGGAUGCCCAGAACUGAUGCUGAGGAAGCUGCCACAACGCAAAUGUCAAAAGUCUGCCGUCUGCAAAAGCAUUUAUGGUUCUGUCUUGCUUGCACCCUAUUUUAGAUGUCAUAUUUUAUGGAAUGAAUUUAUCGAGAUUAGAGUCCUUUACCUGCACCUUUAAAAUGCCACAACUGUGGCAUAAAGACAGAAGAAAAGUAAGGAAAAUGUUGGCUGGCUGUGCAAAGCCAAGGACUGAUGUUAACAGCACUAUUUUUAUGGACUGCUAAAUAUGAUAACAUUAUGGUGCUAACUUGGACUCAAAAGGAGUUUGCUAAAGAGUUUUUCCGUUUUAGGAAAAAAAUAAGAUUGUAUUCAAAAGACAAUUCAGUAAGACUGGUUGUUUGGAGAUGAGCUCAACCAGGAAAAACUGUAUCUGUUCUUGGCUGUUCA